Molecule: messenger RNA, 7035 nt
Organism: Spirodela intermedia
Lineage: Eukaryota; Viridiplantae; Streptophyta; Magnoliopsida; Alismatales; Araceae
Source: the annotation of a GenBank genome assembly
AUGGAUCAGAGGUAUAAACUGCAGCAGGCGCUGAUGCAGCAGGCCAUGUUCCAGCAGCAGCAGCAGCAGCAGCAGCUUUACCAGUCCGGCGUCCUCGCGGCCGCCAUGUCGCAGGUCAGGGAUUCUCUAGCAGGCCCGCGUCCUCGCUGCCGUCAUCUGUUUUCUCGAUUGUUAUUUUUCGUCUGUGGAUCUCUACAAAACCAUGGUUAUUCGGGUCGUCGUGCUCGUGCUGAAUUCUUUGUAUCCCAGACAUUCUUUGCAUUCCAACCUUAUCUUUCCUUGUUCAUAUAGCUCUUUGUCAGUGCGUGUCUCGUUCGGAAUGCAGGCAUUUUAGAUUUUUUUUCUUGUUCUUCGGUUUGUCCGUCCUGAUCUUUCUUCUGAUUUUUUAUUAGAAGAGAAAUUUAAGCGUUAAAGGCCCGCGCCUCUUUAAUGUCCCGAAUAUUUUAGAGUAAUUUUGUUCCAAAAUCUCCCGUCGUCAAUUAUUGUCGCCUAUUUUUUUCAUUGGUUGCAGUUUUUCUUAAUAAGACUUAAAGAGGAUUUUCAUUAGUCUACCUGGAACACGACCUGUUCUUUCUAAUUGCCUUAGUGCAUGGAUGACGACUCAGAAAUGUUGGAUGGACUUAUUUUAUAAAUUGUAGCUCAUAUUUGGCCGGUGUACGAUAUGAAACUUUGUUGUUCCCAUGCUUCUUUGUUUAGACUUCCAAAGCAUUUCGGGCAGUUACUUCAUGUGCUGUUGGAUUCUACUCGUCGCCAUUUCUACCUGAGGCACUUGGUGUUAUGGGUUCUGUUUCUCAAUUUUCUACUUUUGUGUUUUGCAGAUGGAGCCUGCUCCAAGUGGAAAUCUUCCCCCUGGAUUUGAUUCUUCUUCAUGCCGCAGUGUGUGAGUGUUUUUUAGCAUUUCCUUUGUCACGUUCCAUCUCUUUUUUAAUUGUUUUAUCAUGUUUGCUCAAGUAUGUGGAGUAUUUCUUAUGACACUUUCCACUUGCGAGGUUCAACACCCACAUUUUAGUUUUCUUCUUACUGGGUUUUUUUUUUGUGUUUUGCAUUUUGGGGAAUCCAUUUUUUAUCAUAUUCGUUUUUGUCACUGCUUAAGCAUUUGACGUUGGGCCAUUUCUAAAAAAGAUGCAUACUUUAUGCACAUUCGUUUAUGCAUGUUUUCUAAAAAAAGAUGCUUACUUUUCAUUAUCCGUGUUUGCUAUAUUUGAUAUUCUAAAACUUUAUGCUUGUCAGAUACAUCGGUAACAUUCAUCCCAAUGUCACUGAGAGCCUUCUCGCAGAGGUUUUUCAAAGUAUUGGUCCACUUGAAGGAUGCAAGCUUAUCCAAAAGGAAAAGGUUGGAUCGCUAGUUGGAGAAUUCUUCUUUGUGUCGAGCAUUCCUUUCAUCAAAUUGUGGGACAAAUUUUUAACUUCAAAAUAUUUCUUUUGGCUUUUUACAGAGCUUUUAUGCAUUUAUGUAGCCGACCCAUCUUUCAUCACGGUCUCAAACACUUUGCAAUAAUAAUUUUUCUUCUCUUAUUUAUUGCAUCCAUAAUUGUUUGUCAAUGUUGUAAUUUGCAUUCUUUAUCUGGCCUAAGAUGGUUUCCCUGCAAACCACGGUGAGAUGUGGGUCAACACAGUUGUAGAAAAAGGGAAAUGGAUGAGAAUCAAAGAGUAACAGUGCGGUAGAUGGCUACGGAAAUAAAACAAGAACUGAUCUCGGUAAUGAGAAAGCCUUUGAGAUGGCAGAUCAACCCGCCAAAAUAAUCAUAACCUAGGUUUUGAGUUGGUAGGUUUUCCACACAUCUCCCCCUCGCCCAUCCUCGAAGUUUGCAUAUGUCUGCAAACCGUAGAAUCUGAAAUUAUCCAGGACAAAAAUGAUUGAAUCAUCACUAGCCUAUUUUGAUGUGGCCCCAAUUUGGUGGCUGGCGAGAGGUUGGAUUAAGUUAAACUUUAGAACGAUCAACGGAAAAAGACCAAAUCUCGGUCGUGCUGUUUAGUUUCUGGGAAGAACCCUACUAUUUUGGGAAACAAUAUUGAAGAGUCAUGCUUAUGGUUCGCUGAUGGAGGACAUAGGAAAAAGAAAAGAAGGAAAAUAAAAGGAAACACCUGGAUUUUCUUGGGAUUGAGUUGGAUUAUGAGGAAAGUCAAAUUGACUAGAUGGGGAGAGGAGGUGAGAUCUGUCUAUCAAGCGAGUCUCUUGGAGGAAGUUAAAGACUGCAGUUGUUUAAUUCCAUUUGAGACAUUAACAUGCAUACUAGCCGUGCUAUAUUAUAAAAAGUAAUAACUGAAUAGGAUUUGUGCAUCUUUCUGGAAUCAGUUUUUUGGAGGUGAUUACGAAGAGUUUGGUUGGUCAUGCUUGACAACAUGACCCUCCUUAGUGGACGCCUCGCAUAUGGGGUGUACUAAUGAAUCACCUAGCGAGCCUUAUUGUCUUGGAGCUUUGUUUCACUAAAUCUUGCGUGUCUGCUUUGCUCACGCCGCUGCUUAAAUAUCCUCAGAGUGAUGCAUUCUGCAUCAAACUUGAGUAUUUUGUUAAAUUCUGGCCAAGGACUUGAAUGAAAUACCACCAUGAGAAUUCAAUAAUUACUGUAUUUGAGGCUUCACAAGGUGUUAAAUCUAACCUAUUAUCAUUCUUUGCUUCUUAGUCUUGUCGUACUCAUAUAUGUUUAUUUUUCGCAAAAAACCGUGGGGUUAUCUCAUGAAGUGAUUAAACUCUCAUACUUGUGGCUAUCUGUCUACUCUGGCAGUAUUUUAUGUUAUCACGCACUGAUGAUCCUAUGAUGCGGACUUUCAUGGUCAUAUUUCUUUCUUCAGGUCUUUUGUUGUGAAAACGUAUGUAGUGUUUGUACAUAGAGCCCCGAGUAAUUGCUUUGCAAUCGCUGGUUUUGUAUUCGGUCAAAGCCAGGUUAAUUUUUAAAUGAUAGAUAUAAUCUUUUAUUUUUUGUGCACACUAAAAAAGUUGGAGUGAGGUUUCCAUUUAUCUGAUUUUCUUGGGGUUUUCAUGAGAGAGAUAGCUGACAAUUUUUGUUUAAUUGGCAGUCUUCGUUUGGGUUUGUUGACUACCAUGACAGGAGGUCUGCUGCACUUGCAAUCAUGACUCUACAUGGGCGUCAGCUGUACUGAUUCCUGUCUUAACCUGUGUGCGAAAUGAUUGAUCAUUUUUUCCCGAAAAGUUUGGGAUUUUAUGCCACUUAUCUUCUCUUAAUGUAUCAGAGGAAAUCCCCCUAGGUUGCCACUGAGCGUCUAUUGCAAUUUCCUUGCAGAUAUGGUCAAGCAAUAAAAGUGAAUUGGGCAUAUGCUAGCGGCCAAAGGGAAGAUACAUCAGGUCAUGGUUUUCAUCUGUUGUUUUGUAUUUGGAUUUGAUUCCUUCAUUUAUCAGAAAGACAGUUCUUUUUUGUGACGUUUUUUACAUUGUUAUAAUGUUCUCAGGCCAUUUCAAUGUUUUUAUUGGAGAUCUAAGUUCUGAAGUCACAGAUGCAACACUUUAUGCAUGUUUCUCAGUAUACCCAAGCUGUUCGUGAGUUUCUGCUUGCUCUUGCUGACCAAUUGCUUUGCUCCAAUCUCAAUUUUGAGUUGGAAAAUUUCUCUUUGAUAUCCAAUUCAUGUGCUGCUAAACUGGAUGUGUUCGUCUUACAAUAUCUGGCUUUCUAGGUUAUUUCAUUAUUCUGUUUUUUGUAUGUAGUGAUGCACGAGUUAUGUGGGAUCACAAGACUGGACGCUCCAGAGGCUAUGGCUUUGUUUCUUUUCGAAACCAAGAGGUAGCCUUGACCCAGGAAUAGGAUGAUUUAAAUUGAUUAAACAGCCUGCCAGCUAUUUGUGGUCAAUAUCUCGCAGAAGAAUUUAUAAAAUUUGAAUUCAAAAUCUAUGAAAGUUUCAGUAUUGAUAUCAUGCCCAUGGCUUUAUUACGAGACAUAAAUUUCCUAUUCCGUUACCUUCUCUUCAUUGUUAGACGCUCUUAUCAUUAUGGACCGUACGCUUUUGACCCAAGUGACCCUGAACUUAUUCACCAACAAAAUCCUAACUAUUCUAUAGUGUCUAUCAAUUCACAACUUUGUGGGAAAAGAACCCUGGAAGUGUGCUGAUUGUUCUCCUGCUGGCAGGCUUUUUACAGCCUGUCUGAUACAUGGAAGGAAAGCCAGAGAAAACAACUUUUACUUUUUACCGUAAAUGCUAGUGAAAACACCUCUCAGUGAUAAGCGAUGAUAGAAAGAGCCUUCCCGAUCCUCCCAAUGCAAUUUUCUGAAAGCUUAUUGAACUACAUGUGUGGAAAUCUCAGUUGAAAAUCUUCAUAUCUUUUUAUUUCUCAUUGUGGCUAGAUGGUUGCGUUCUUAAAAUGUGCUGUGCCAUCUUACUUUAUUUUCUCGUUGUGUUGAUUUUUCAGGAUGCUCAGAGUGCCAUAAACGACAUGAAUGGUAAGAAACUAGCAAUUUUUGUUUUCAUGUGAUUGCUUGGCUAUUUUUUCCAUCCGUACUUUCCACUCGCCGUGGUAAUUAAAAAUGUAGUACUAAUUGGAGUUGAGUAUAUCAUGAACAGUGGCGAAAACCCCGGAACAGUAUGCAGAGGAAAAACUCUUCUCGUUUUCACAUAGAUGACUAUUAUGUACAAGUACCAGGGUCACAGAACAAGGAAACUACCGAACAACUAGGAAACCGUGACUCUAGGAAAAUCAACCAAAAAACUUGGAAACGGUCCAACUACAAACUGAACUCCUAAUUAUACGUUCCUUCCCACAAGGUACCGUUCCCCCUUAAAUGGGUGGCAGAAUAUCAAAUUAAAACUGUGGUUGUGAGGAGCCAGAUGCAUGUCUUCCGAUGACCAAACUGCAUAUAUGUUCGUUUUUCGCUACAAGAGGUUGUUCAAAUGCUCGUCAUUAAACCGCUACUUGAGUUAUUUUAGAAAAAGGAUGGAUGGGAGAUUUGUGUGUGAAAUGAUGCAUGUGAGAGAGUGGACUUUCCCCUGAUGAUGCGAAGUCGACAUUCUUAGCUUAUUCUCUAUUUAUCUCAAUGUUGGCAGUGUAAUGCUUGCGGCGCACUUGUCAUUACCGUGGUGCCUGUUUGCCCAACAUUCUUUGACAGACAAUGUUUCGUGCUCCACAGGUAAAUGGCUUGGGAAUAGACAAAUCAGAUGCAACUGGGCGACUAAGGGUGCUGGUGAAGACAAGCAAAGUGAUGAAAACCAAAAUUCCGUUGUGUUAACCGCUGGAAGCUCAGGCAAGUAUUUCAUCUUUCAUGUGACAGACAUUCGAUUCCGUGAAGCGAGCUAGUCAUGAAUUCAGAUCAUCAUUAAAUCGCCCAACCAAGGUAUCCGAAGUUCAUAAUAGCCGACGGCCAAUGAUCGAUCAGAUCCUCUCGUAUUUAUCUUCUCGGUUCUUCUGAUAGAUGUUGUACAAGUCCUCUGUUUACUUCUUUGCCACAAAUCAACUGCGCACUAUUGAUGGGAUACGAGUAGAGCCAGGUUCAUUCUACCCCAAUCCAUUUUCUCUCACCUAUAUUUAGGCGAUCGCCACUUCUCGCCAUCGUGAAGGCUCGCCCCAUGGGAUCUGGGCUCUGCUUUGUGCUCAGGGUUCGGUGGGUAUCUGCUGUGAGGUUGACAACUGCUCCAUCUCCACGUAGUUAUGCUCCUGAGUAGCGAUUUUUCUUUCUGCGGUGGAAUAUUGCCGGCAGAGAAUUAAAACUCUCUAGGGUUCUUCGACUUAUCUCUCAUGACGUUCUUGAUUCAUAUACUUUUUUCCAGGCAUCAUGAGACAUUCCUAUUCAUAUAGACGUUCAAUAUAUAUAUAUGUAUAUAUAUAUAUAUAUAUAUGCUCUUUCUCCCAAACAUCUCCAGCCAUCAUGCGAUGGGCAGCAUGCAUACAGAUUGACGUCACUCUCUCCCUUGGAACAUAUGGAAUGAUUGAGCUGUAUCCCUCCUAUUGGCCACCUAGUCUAUCCUUCGAAGCCGCUUUCUACUCCCCACUCCCAAUUGGAACCCCUGGGGACUAGCUUGGAGCUACUGCCCGGCCAUUUCUUCCCUCUCAAUCUCAUCUGGUGCAGAGUGCUUCUCAGUAAACAGGUAAGAAGAACCUUCACACGAGCGCGGGUGCAGAAGGGCAACCGUGCUGCUGCCCACUGAGAGGGGAACCGAAAGGAGUAAGCUUUAGCCUUCCCCAUCCGAGGUCCUCUUCAGAAGAGGGUUGAGCACUGUGAUUGCAUACCAGAUCCAUCCCCUUCUCUGCCAUCAUUCGCAAGUGGAAUGAAUGAGCGUCGUUUUCUUUCUGUUUCGGUUUUCCCUCUCCUGCCGGCUACUGAGGGAUUGACUCUUCUUUGAGAUUUUCUUCAUUUCUCUUUGGCUCAGAUGGAGGUCAGGAAGCUUCAAGUGAGGCCCCCGAGAAUAAUCCGGCCUACACAACUGUGUACGUCGGGAACCUGGCCCACGAGGUAAUCUCUGUUUCGACUGUCCUGUCACCCCUUUGAAGAACCCUACUUCACCCUCUUGGGAGACGCUGGAGUUUGACCUGUGCUUUCCUCAUGUGAGUUGAUUUCUUCCAGGUCACCCAGCCGGAGCUCCACCGGCAGUUCCACGCUCUCGGGGCAGGCGUCAUCGAGGAAGUCCGCAUACAGAGGGAGAAGGGCUUCGGCUUCGUGAGAUACCGCAUCCACGAAGAGGCCGCAUUGGCCAUCCAAGCGGCCAACGGGCGCAUCGUCUGCGGGAAGUCGAUGAAGGUCAGCAGGCCCCUCCCUCUCUCUCUCUCUCUCUCUCUCUCUCUCUCUCUCUCUCUCUUACACACGCAUCCUUGUGCUUCAGUGCUCCUGGGGCAACCGGCCGACUCCCCCCGGCACGGUGUCGAAUCCGCUGCCGCCGCCGCCGGCGGGGCCGCCGCUGCAGCUCCUGCCACCAACGGCCGGCUCGACCAACCGGGGGGGGGGCUACACGGCGUCUGAGCUGUUGGCCUACCAGCGCCAGCUCGCCCUGGCUCAGGCGGCCGCCGGGCCCUUGGCCUCACAGGCCUCCCCCGGGCUCGGCUCCGGCAGCUCCCUGGCCCUCUACGACGGCUAUCCAAUCAACUACUACCACUGA